This is a messenger RNA of Symsagittifera roscoffensis, 2467 nucleotides long. RefSeq names its product 5'-AMP-activated protein kinase subunit gamma-1-like. The transcript has 2 exons. The coding region runs from base 869 to 2467 and encodes 532 amino acids. NCBI's taxonomy places the organism in Eukaryota, Metazoa, Xenacoelomorpha, Acoela, Convolutidae. The record is from RefSeq and is a predicted model, not a curated record.
GUAAUUGGUUGUAGACUGGUUACAAAAACUGUUCCUGUUGCCAUGCACAUCUAUCGAGAGCAGUUGUUUCGGCCCUGAUUUAGCGCCAAUUAGUCUAUUUAUACCACCACUCCCUACCUGCCAAGACAAAAAAAUCAGACUUUAACCUGGUAGAACAAUCAAUAUCCUUGUGUUUAGGUUUGGUUUCACGUUUCAGCUAUACCAAGCUACUAUCUAUACCCGUGUAAUUAGAUUAUUCAAAAAUUUAUUCUUCAACUCAAAAUUAUGAGAGUCAAUCUUUCAGCAGCGCUGUUUUUUCUUCUGCGUGUUAAAUGAAACAUUUUCAUAAGUGCAUGUUUGCGCCUUCCUUUUAACCGUACAUUAGAGCUCAAAGGUAAGCAACUCGCAAAAUCACUUUAAUUUUUCUGCCUUAACAUUUUUCAUAUUUCCAACAUAAUACAGCCAUUGAAAGCGUUAAAUAUAUACCUCUGUGGUGACAUAUUUAUGAAAAAUAUAUUCGCUUUAUUUCCUGUUGAUACCAAAUGACAAAAAAGUAGGUAAGCCAACGGCAAACUUAAAUAAACUUUUAUCGAAAAUGAAGAAAAAGUAACACUUCACAAACAUUAUCGACGUUUCAGCUUAUAAAUUGUCUCCACUGAUUUCCAAGUAUUUUUAGAGAUACUUUAACAUUAAUACAGCUUUUUGUCUUCGUAUUCUGGCCUUCACAUACCUUUCCUUAAUUCGUUUCCAUUCUGAAAUUUUUUAUUAGUCUCGAAAACUCCAGAUACCCUGAAAAUUUCUGCGAAUUUGCUCCCAAAUUGGUCCUCUCAUUUCCUAAUUCAGUUCUUUUUCUCCUCAAGCUGAGCCUCUUUCACCUUCAUCUAUUCACAUGUCAUCGGAAGCGGCUGAUUCAAACUCGGAGAGUAACUCAGGCGCAAACACGCCAACAAGGCGAAAACAUUUCACGGUUCAUUUGAGUGGCAAGAUUCGGAAAGCUUUUCAUCACACCACAAACGAAAAUAAAUUGGACCAGGACGACAAAAAGUUGAGUAAGAACAAAAAAUAUACAAAGAGUUUGCGGCCUCCAGAGUUGACCUUGAAUGAUGCCAAAAUUGGCCUGAGCUCGAAAGAAUCUUCGGCAACUGAGGGAAUAUCAGAAGGAUCUAGUCCCUCUGAAAACACUGCUCCACUAUUAAAUUUACCCUUCACUAAAUCAAAACUUAAAGCAAGAAAUCGAGCGAAAAAAGAUAACAAUUAUUUGGACUCUCAUUUUUUAUCGGUCGAGGGUGCAUCAGGCACUCAGAGAAAACGAUCGAGAUCGAUCAAUAUUGAUGAUCGGCUAAAUCGACUAUCCAAUCAAUUUCUAGAUCCCAGAAAUUAUUCCCGUUCUAAAGAAAGCCUUCACAAAACCCUAAGUUUAGUCAGGUCGAACCAAGGGCAAAGUCACGAUGAAAUCAGAUCCUUUCUAACCAAUCACAAACAAUCACCACUGAAAAAGUUUUUCUUCACGACUUUACUUGAAGGUCACAGGUGUGAAGAACUUAUCAACACAAGCUCAAAAGUGAUCAUUUUGGAUUCAAAACUUCCAAUUUCGAAGGCGUUUCUUGCAUUAUUUCACAACAAUUUGAGAGCCGCGCCUGUAUGGAAUAGCGAAAGUUUAAAUUAUGAUGGUAUGAUGACAGUUACUGAUUUCAUAGAAGCCUUGCUGAACAGACACCAGAUGGCAUUAGAUGUGAACUUCGAGAAGUUUUCCAAGAUCAAAAUUGGGAACCUUAAAAAGACAUGCAAGUGGCAGCCACUCAUCUUCACCUCCAGUGACUCCACCCUCUACCACUGCCUUGGCCUCCUCAUCACCCACCAGAUACACAGACUGCCCAUAGUGGACCACAGUGAGGAGGGGAUGAGCAACAUCCUCGGAUUCGCAUCCCACAGAUCCAUACUCCAGUUCAUACACAGAGCACAGUUCCACAAGCCCUUGUUCUACUCCCAGGCCAUCGCACACCUCAACAUCGGAACUUACGGCUUGGAUAACCUUAGAACAGUGAACUGUAAAAUGAUCACGUGGGAGGUUUUGAGACUGUUCAAGAAAACAGAUCUAUCAGUGAUUCCCGUUUUGGAUAGCGAAUGUCGCUUUUUAGGGUUAUACUCCAAAGAGGAUGUUUUUCACUUAGGCGCCAAUCAACUAACUGAAGAUUUCAUGGUCCCAGUUGAAAGAUGGUUGAACAAAUUUUCUGUCAAUCGAUACAAAAAAUGCAAGUCCAGUGACCGAUUAUCGGUGGUCAUCAAGAAGUUCUGCGAAAACAGGGUUCGUCAUUUGGUCAUAAUAGAUGAUGGGGGUUUUCUAGAAGGUAUCAUUUCCAUUUCAGACGUGAACAAGUUCAUUCUAACCAAUCAGGAUGCGGAAGCAAAUAGCGAAGAGUCGGCUAAUUCUUCAACUUCGGCUAGUAGCACUAAUGUCUCGGCCUCUAGUUUGAACCAUUUUCGAUAG